Messenger RNA from Ilex paraguariensis (yerba mate), 648 nucleotides. NCBI's taxonomy places the organism in Eukaryota, Viridiplantae, Streptophyta, Magnoliopsida, Aquifoliales, Aquifoliaceae. The record is from the annotation of a GenBank genome assembly.
AUGGAAACAGUUAAUAAGGCACGUUUCCUCCUCGCUCUUCUCGUGGUGUUCCUUGCCAUGGCUGAGGGAGGAAGGGACGUCUCGAUGAAAGACGAUGUCUACAAUCCUCAGAACUUUUUUGGAAAUGGUUGGUUCCCAUUUUUUCCCUUUUUCCCUCAUUUCCCCUGGUUUGGAGGUAUCCACAAAGCUGAAGCUGGGCAAAACGAUUUGGUGAAACGCAAAGAGGGGUACUUCCAUUGGAGUUAUGCCUCAUCUGGGGUUGCAGUAACUUCUGAUGCUCAUAUUCUAGUAAUAAAUCAGCAGCUUGUUUCUGGAGUGCAGCAACAUGAGCUUCAGCAGUUUCCCCCAGAUAACCCUGGAAUUUAUUGCCUACUUUCGAACUUUUAUGCCGAAGCAAGGAGGUGGUAUGAAGUAGCAGAGAUUAUGGGAAUUUUGGACAAGCUAGAGCUUGAGCUGAAAGCUAUGGGUUAUAUGCCAACACAGAGGCCAGGAACUAGAUUGCUGAUCACAAAAAAAACAGUCUGCAGGGAUUGCCAUGAAGCAACUAAGUUUAUCUCCAAAACAGUGAAUAGAGAGAUUGUGGUGAGAGACAAGAAGCGAUUUCAUCACUUUAAGGAUGGAGUCUGCUCAUGUGGUGACUACUGGUAA